UUCUCUCCCUCCGCUGGUCUAUCUGCUCUCUUCACCAUGGCAGAACUGGAGGGCCUGGAGUUUGGGAAGUCGGACUUUGUCCUCCUGGACGAGGUAACCAUGGAGCAGUUCAUGGAGAACCUGAAACUGAGGUUUGAGAAGGGCCGCAUCUACACCUUCAUCGGGGAGGUGGUGGUGUCUGUCAACCCUUACAAACAGAUGGAUAUAUAUGGUAAAGAGACCAUUGAAGCCUACAGAGGGCGGGAGCUGUACGAGAACCCGCCCCACCUCUACGCUGUGGCCGACGCAGCCUACAAAGCCAUGAAGAGAAGAGCCAAAGACACCUGCAUCGUCAUCUCAGGUGAAAGUGGUGCAGGAAAGACCGAGGCCAGUAAAUAUAUCAUGCAGUACAUUGCUGCCAUCACCAAUCCCAGCCAGAGGGCUGAGGUGGAGAGCGUGAAGAACGUGCUCCUCAAAUCGAACUGUGUUCUGGAGGCCUUUGGGAACGCCAAGACCAACCGUAACGACAACUCCUCCCGCUUUGGGAAGUACAUGGACAUCAACUUCAACUUCAACGGAGAUCCCACCGGCGGGCACAUCAACAACUACCUGCUGGAGAAGUCAAGGGUCGUACAGCAGCAUCCAGGAGAGAGGAACUUUCACUCUUUCUACCAGUUGCUGAGGGGAGGUGCUGACGACAUGCUGAGCUCCCUGCACCUCCAGAAAGACCCCGCAGCUUACGUCUACACGCGGGAGGGCGCUGUCUGCACUACCUCCAGCAAUGAUGGCACCAAUCACAAGGCUGUGCUGAGUGCGCUGAAAGUGAUUGGCUUCACAGCUGAGGAGAUCAACUCGAUCUACAGGAUCCUGGGGACCAUCCUCCACCUGGGGAACUUGGAGUUUGAAACUGAUGCCGAGACCGUCCAGGUGGUGGGGGAGGAGUCUGUGAAUCACAUCGCGGCGCUGACCCGCACCGAGCCUGAUGACGUCAACAAGACCCUGCUGUUCCGUACGGUGGCCACCGGGGGUGGGGAGGUCAUCGAUAAGGGUCACAAUGAGCAGGAGGCUUCAUAUGGAAGGGAUGCUUUCGCCAAGGCAUUGUACGAACGACUGUUUGGAUGGAUUGUCAGUCGUAUUAAUGGUGUGAUCGAGGUGAAAAACUAUAACCCAGUGCUCCAUGGAAAAAACACUGUCAUCGGAGUGCUUGACAUUUACGGUUUUGAGAUCUUUGACAACAACAGUUUUGAACAGUUCUGCAUCAACUACUGCAAUGAGAAGCUGCAGCAGCUCUUCAUUGAGCUGAUCCUCAGACAGGAGCAGGAUGAGUACCAGAGAGAGGGCAUGACCUGGCAACACAUUGAUUACUUUAAUAAUCAGAUCAUCGUGGACCUGGUGGAGCAGCCCCACAAAGGUAUCAUCUCCAUCCUGGACGAGGCGUGUCUGAGUGUGGGCAAAGUGACGGACAUCAUGUGUCUGGAGAGCAUGGAUACCAAGUUGGGACAACACCCACACUACACCUCCCGCAAGCUCUGCCCCACUGACAAAAGCAUGGAGUUCCACCGAGACUUCCGCAUCCGCCACUAUGCGGGAGAUGUCACUUAUUCAGUGGAAGGCUUUUUGGACAAGAACAAAGAUCCCCUCUUCCAGGAUUUUAAGCGCCUCAUGUAUAACAGCGCUGACCCUGUGCUGAAGGAGAUGUGGCCGGACGGACAGUUGAGCAUCACAGAGGUCACCAAGCGACCCCUGACCGCUGCCAUGCUCUUUAAGAACUCCAUCAUUUCCCUAGUUGACAAGCUGGCCUGCAAGGAGCCGUACUAUGUGCGCUGCAUCAAACCCAACGAGGUGAAGUCGCCUGUACUGUUCGACGACGCCCGCUGCCAGCACCAGGUGGCGUACCUGGGGCUGGUGGAGAACGUCAGGGUGCGGAGGGCCGGCUUUGCCUACCGGCAGCCCUAUGCCCGCUUUCUGCAGAGGUAUAAAAUGACCUGUGAGUACACCUGGCCUAACCACCUGAUGGACACUGACCGGGAGGCAGUCAAGGCCAUCAUUGACUCCCACGAGUUCCAGGAUGAUGUGGCAUACGGGCACACCAAGCUGUUUGUGCGCACACCCCGCUCCCUCUUCACUCUGGAGCAGGAGCGAUCUGCCCUCAUACCAAUCCUGGUGCUCUUCCUGCAGAAGGUGUGGCGGGGGGCGCUGGCGCGGAUGCGGUGCCGGAGGAUGCGGGCCAUCUACACCAUCAUGGGCAGGUACAAGUGCUACAAGGUGAAGGCCCACUUCUGGGAGGUGGAGCGGCUCUUCGGCAACGUGCGCAACAUGGCCGACUACGGCAAGAGUGUGGAGUGGCCCACCCCGCCCGCCGCCCUCGCCCAGUUCCACAGCAUCACCAAGCAGCUGCACCGCAGGUGGUGGGCGAGGCAGGUCAUAAAGAACAUCCCGCCCUCGAACAUGCUGGAGGUUCGAGCCAAGGUGGCCACCCUGACGGCUCUGAGGGGCGAGCGGGUGGACUGGGGCUGCAGCCGCCCCUGGGAGAGCGACUACCUGGGCAGUGCCAGAGAUUCCCCCCAGACCUGCUCCCACUUCGUGCGCAUCUCCAAAGAGCUGAAGAACAAAGACCAGUUCAACAGCAUCCUCUUCUCCGGCUUUGUGCGCAAGGUGAACCGGUUCAAUAAAAGCACAGACCGCGCCCUGCUCAUCACAGACAAGCACCUCUACAAAAUGGAGCCACGCAAACAAUUCAAAGUGCUGAAGAGGGUGCCUCUGGACUCUGUGACAGGGCUGAGCGUCAUGAGCGGAAGUGACCAGAUGAUGGCGCUGCACACCUCUGCGCAGGACGACGUGCUGGUGUGCCUGCAGAGGGGGGAGCUGUGCCCCAACCAGGACCGAGUGGGCGAGGUGGUGGGAGCGCUGAGCGACCACUUCACACGGGUGACAAACGCUCCGCUGGAGGUGAAGGUGUGCAACGGUGCCCUCCAUCUCCACAUGAGGGGGAAGCCCAAGUGUGUCACGGUGGAGAAGAAGCCCGGCCAGGCCGCCGCCGACUUCCGCAAGACCCGAGACGGCUUCAUUCUGCUGCUGCCCGCUCACUGACCCCCCCAACCC
Molecule: messenger RNA, 3081 nt
Organism: Megalops cyprinoides (Indo-Pacific tarpon)
Lineage: Eukaryota; Metazoa; Chordata; Actinopteri; Elopiformes; Megalopidae
Gene: myo1g
Product: myosin IG
Exons: 22
Coding region: 37-3069 (1010 amino acids)
Biological process (GO): vesicle transport along actin filament; actin filament organization
Cellular component (GO): microvillus; plasma membrane; vesicle
Molecular function (GO): ATP binding; actin filament binding; microfilament motor activity
Source: RefSeq, a predicted model, not a curated record